Messenger RNA from Gordionus sp. m RMFG-2023, 1256 nucleotides. Its product is annotated as pre-mRNA-splicing factor RBM22-like. The coding region runs from base 78 to 1187 and encodes 369 amino acids. NCBI's taxonomy places the organism in Eukaryota, Metazoa, Nematomorpha, Gordioida, Chordodea, Parachordodidae. Gene Ontology annotation, molecular function: U6 snRNA binding; pre-mRNA binding; metal ion binding. Gene Ontology annotation, cellular component: U2-type catalytic step 2 spliceosome; Prp19 complex; U2-type catalytic step 1 spliceosome. The transcript is spliced from 9 exons. The record is from RefSeq and is a predicted model, not a curated record.
UAACUCAUUUAGCAUGAUGCCAAUGUGGCGCUAACCCUGUCAUUCAACUAUUUUAUAUUAGAGUAUUUUCUUAAAUAAUGGCGUUAUCUAAAGGCACCAGCACCUACAAUAGAUUGAAUUGGGAAGAUUCUGAAUUUCCCAUUUUGUGCCAAACAUGUUUAGGAGAUAAUCCAUAUAUACGAAUGACUAGAGAAAAAUGGGGUCAGGAAUGUAAAAUAUGUGAAAGGCCUUUUACCAUAUUUCGAUGGUGUCCAGGAGCACAUAUGAGAUUUAAGAAAACUGAAAUAUGUCAAACAUGUUCCAAAUUAAAAAAUAUAUGUCAAACAUGUUUAUUAGACUUAGAAUAUGGCUUACCCACUCAAGUUAGAGAUGAAGCUCUAAAAAUUAAAGAUGAUUUGCCUAGAUCAACGGUUAAUAAAGAAUAUUUUAUUCAAAAUAUUGAAAAAGAAUUAGCUGAAACCAGUAAUCCACUUGGAAAAAUGCAAAGCCCAAGUGAUACUUUAAUGAAGUUGGCCAGAACAGCACCCUAUUAUAAAAGAAAUAGACCUCAUAUAUGCUCCUUUUGGGUAAAAGGGGAAUGUAAAAGAGGAGAAGAAUGCCCUUAUAGACACGAGAAACCAAGUGAUCCAGAUGAUCCUUUAUCGGAUCAAAAUAUAAAGGAUAGGUAUUACGGAGUAAAUGAUCCUGUUGCAGAAAAAUUACUUAGAAGAGCUUCAGACCUUCCCAGGCUUGAACCUCCAGAUGAUAAAACUAUUACCACAUUAUAUGUCAGCAAUUUGGGAGAAGACAAAAUCACGGAGAAAGAUUUAAGGAACUAUUUCUAUCAAUUUGGGGAAAUUAGAUCAGUGUCUAUAGUAUCAAAACAACAAUGUGCUUUUAUCCAAUACACCACCAGACAAGCUGCCGAAAAUGCAGCUUUGCAUAGUUACAACAAAUUAAUUCUUUGUGGAAGAAGGUUGGUAUUGAGAUGGGGAAAAUCCCACAGUCAAAUUACCAAAAAGGGUGACCUAAAUUUAACAGACAUACCGAAUUUAUUGCCUCCUGUACCCGGAUUACCUCCACCUCUGAUGACUAAAGAUACUAAAAUUAAUUUUAUCGCUCCUCCAGUAUUUUUGGAUCACAAAAUAUCUAACAUUCAUUAUCCAUCUCAAAAUCCCCAAAGGGAAGGGGCAGAUAUAUUUAGAUGAACAUAUAUUUUUUAAAUUUAUAUAUUUUAUUACUGUAAACUUAUAUAUAUGAAAUAAAUUUAUUCUUGU